This is a messenger RNA of Tilletiaria anomala UBC 951, 2203 nucleotides long. RefSeq lists its product as uncharacterized. Bases 236 to 2062 code for a protein of 608 amino acids. NCBI's taxonomy places the organism in Eukaryota, Fungi, Basidiomycota, Exobasidiomycetes, Georgefischeriales, Tilletiariaceae. The record is from RefSeq and is a predicted model, not a curated record. Gene Ontology annotation, molecular function: protein serine/threonine kinase activity; ATP binding. The transcript is spliced from 5 exons. Gene Ontology annotation, cellular component: preribosome, small subunit precursor; nucleus; cytosol. Gene Ontology annotation, biological process: protein phosphorylation; maturation of SSU-rRNA.
AGUAUCCAUUCAUUACUGGCUACUUACUGCCCACUGGGUCUAAACUUCUGCUGCAAGAGUCAAUACACCUUGGCCGUGUCGCUGAUGUCCGCAUAGAAGAGUGAGGCGACGAUCACGAGCGAAUGAAAGCAUAAAUCGCUCUCUGCAAGCACGUACCAUCCGCCGAGAUCCCCGAAGACCAGGCACCUAAGUCAGCACACCUUCGCCCGGCAAACAGCCGCAGUCCGCUGCGAUCAUGAAGUUGGACGCGACUGAUCUGCGAUAUAUCACGUCUGAAGAAUUCAAGGUCUUGAAGGCUUUUGAACAAGGGUCAAAGAACCAUGAGAUUGUUCCCUCUGCGCUUAUCGCGCAGAUAUCUGGGCUGCGACAUUCUGGACUGAACAAGCUCAUGGGCUCUCUGGCGAAACGCAACCUCAUCGCUAGAGUUCAGAAUGCGAAAUACGACGGAUAUAGACUCACAUAUGGAGGCUACGACUUUCUUGCCGUGAGGGCCCUGAGCAAGGAUGAUAGCAUCGAGGCUGUCGGCCAUCAGGUCGGCGUAGGCAAGGAGAGUGACAUUUACAUUGUAUCCGGCCCGGAAGAAGAUCAGCGCAUUCUCAAGAUUCAUCGACUCGGUCGUAUCAGCUUUCGUAAGGUCAAAGAGAAACGUGACUACAUGGGCAAGCGAAAAAGUGCAAGCUGGAUGUAUCUCAGUAAGCUUUCUGCCAUGAAGGAAUUUGCAUUCAUGCAGAUCUUGCAUUCGCACGGAUUUCCUGUGCCGAGGCCAAUUGCUCAGUCACGUCACUGCAUCGUGAUGUCAUACAUUUCCAAUGCCUAUCCCCUUCGUCAAGUCGCAGAGUUGCCCCAAACGCAAGUCGGUCCCCUAUACUCAAAACUCAUGAAACUCAUUGUGCGCUUUGCACGGGCAGGUCUCAUACACGGAGACUUCAAUGAGUUUAACUUGAUGAUCAAGGAGGUCGAGGCAGACGAUCGAGAAACCGAACACGAGUGCCACACCCAAUACAAGGAUGACACCGCAGCCCGCACUGAAGAGCAGUCUUCAGAUCCUCGGCGAUUGCCUCUGCAGGCGAGUGACCAUGAGCGAAUAGAAGAGGGCCGAGGCUUUCAACGCCUCGUUUUGGCGCCCCAAGCCCAGGCGAUCGAGGACGCACCGUCGCAGAAAAGGUUGCAAGGCGAAGAGGACGGGAGCUCUGAUGAAGAGUGUGAUGAUGAAGGAGGGGAGCGUGUGACAUUCGACGAUGGCACCGAGAUCGAGCCCAUCGUCAUCGACUUUCCGCAAAUGAUUAGCGUCGAACAUGAGAACGCUGAAUACUUCUUUGACCGAGACGUACAAUGCGUCCGGCGAUUCUUCCGCAAGCGCUUCCGCUACAUUUCAGAAGAGUACCCAAGGUUCCGAGAUGUUGUGCCGGUCGACCGUGCAAAGCGACGCGAGGUCGCUGCUGCUGCACUGCGUGCAAAAGGAAAGGUCCUGAGUGUUGACGAUGAAGAGAGCCAAAUAGCUGAUGAAGAUAAGGAUCCUGGCAUCGAUCCUGGGAUUGAAGACGAAAGGGACCCGGAGCUUGGAGAGGUGCUAGAGCUGGAUGCGCUUGUCAAGGCGAGUGGAUUCGGAGCUGGCGGGAGAUUAGAGAGAGAUCUGGAAGAGCACAUGCGACAGCUUCGACUUGCAGGUAAAGCCACAGUGUCAGAGUCGGACGAAGAAGACGAUGAUGAUGAUGAUGGUGAUGAUGACGAGGAAGAAGGAUCGGACAGCGAGGACGGAGAGCACGAAGGCGAGCUUAGCGAAGGAGAAAGCCUGGAUGAAGAUGGGUCACACUCAGCGUCCGAAAAUGACAGCAAACCACGACGUCGACCUGCUGUCCUCCCUUCACGUGGCGCAGCAGAGAAAGCAGCGGCGGAAGGAGACCAGCGUCUCAUCGCGAUGCGCGUUGCAGCGGAGAGGGCAAGGAAAACGCUCAAGGCCGAAAAGCAUCAUGGGAAGAAGGCACAUGCUGGCAAGACUGGCCGAGCACACCCUGGUGGCAAAGCUAAGAGCGAUGUCGUCAAGAACGCCAUGUCCUUCUGAUCGCAGCUUACAGCCAAUGCUUUCCGUCCAAUUCAUCAGCGACUUUCCCUAGUGCCGUGCGCUUGCAAGUUUGGCGCAGACCGGUGAUCUAUUGACUGUGUAGCCUACUUCACUCUAUUGCAAUAUGUUCACAUCAGCAAA